Molecule: messenger RNA, 2519 nt
Organism: Oryzias latipes (Japanese medaka)
Lineage: Eukaryota; Metazoa; Chordata; Actinopteri; Beloniformes; Adrianichthyidae
Gene: prph2a
Product: peripherin 2a (retinal degeneration, slow)
Biological process (GO): visual perception
Cellular component (GO): plasma membrane
Source: RefSeq, a predicted model, not a curated record
AUUAUGGUCACUGCCAGCCGCUUACAAUCAGGCUCAUCUUGUGUGGAGGAUUUCUGGAAAUGGGAUCAGGCUACUUACAGGAGCUUAGCAUGACGUACUGCAACUUUGAGUUUAAUCAUGAGGCUCUACGGCAAUCUCCCACCUUUCCAGGAGAUCAGUACAUCAAGGUUAGCUUCACCUGUAAGUUAGGAAGCAAAAAAGCCAAUUUAUGGAAUUUUUCUCUGUUUUUUUGGCACAAUGGGCAAGGAGAGAGCUUUGCAGAAAUAAGACUCUGGCGUUAAUCCUGGUUCCUCUUUAGUUGUUCAUCUCUGCGCUUUUGCCCUGCAAUGGAUUCCCUGCUGAACUAAUUUUCCUGUCUUUUUGUGCCAGCCAGAGGACACCCUGAUUCCACAGUAACAAGGAAACAAGACGUUGGAAUACUCCCGAUUUAAGUCAAGUGUUUACUGGAAUUUGGGAUCUUCUUGAGGCUCAAGGUCAUUUAUCUCCCUUCUUUGCUGACAAGGACACGUCCCAGAACUGGACAAUGGCUUUGAUGGUGGUCAAGUUUGACCUGAAAAAGCGAGUGAAGCUCGCUCAGACAGUCUGGUUCAUGUACUGGUUUGCUGUUCUGGCUGGCAUCCUUGUCCUCAGCUUGGGUUUGUUCUUCAAAAUAGAGCUGCGAAAACGCUCAGAACUGAUGGACAACAAUGAAAGUCACUUUCUGCCCAACUUGCUCAUACUCAUGGGUCUCAUAGCAUGUGGCAUCAAUGCGUUUGGAGGCAAAGUGUGCUACGACUCUCUAGAUCCGGUCAAGUUUGCCAAGUGGAAGCCCAUGCUGAAGUACUUCUUAGUGUUCUGCGUGUGCUUCAACGGCCUGCUGCUCAUGACUUCCCUGCUGUGCUUCCUGAUGAGGAUCCCUCUGCAGUUCACCCUGGCUGAGGGAAUAAAAAACGGCAUGAAGUUCUACAAGGACACAGACACUCCGGGACGGUGCUACAUGAAGAGGACCCUGGACCUGAUGCAGAUGGAGUUUCGAUGCUGUGGAAAUGACAAUUUUAGAGAUUGGUUUGAGAUCCAGUGGGUCAGCAACCGCUACCUUGACUUCAGCUCAAAGGAAGUUAAAGAUCGCAUUGGGAGCAAUGUGGACGGCCAAUAUCUGAUGGAUGGAGUGCCGUUCAGCUGCUGUAACCCCAGUUCCCCACGACCCUGCAUUCAGUACCAGAUGACAAACAAUUCGGCCCACUACAGUUACGACCACUACACCGAGGAGCUCAAUGUGUGGAAGAAAGGCUGCCGCGACGCCCUGCUGUCCUACUAUGGAGGCAUCAUGAACACCAUAGGAGCACUGGUGGUGCUGGUGACAAUGCUGGAGGUAGCUGUGACCGUUGGCCUGCAGUACGUCAACAGCUCCUUGUCCACCCUGGCAAACCCGGAGGAGGUGGAGAGCGAAAGCGAGGGCUAUCUGCUGGAGAAGACCGUCAAGGAGACGUUCACAGAUAUCAUGGCUAAAAUGAAGGCCAUGGGCAAAGGCGGCAAAGUGGAGGAAGGUGGGGAGGAAGCUGUUGCGACUGUGAGUUGAGCGAAACUGCAGCUGCAGAAACCAUGAACACUCCCAAACCAUGAACACUGGAAAAAAAAGAGAGGGGGGGGGGGACAGCACCUAUUUGUGUUGUUUUCUGUCAGCAUUUAUUUUGUAUUCACUAUCAGAACCAACACAUGAUAAUGACUUCAUUUUAAAUACGUUAAUGACAAAUGGACUCUUCUUCAUAUAGAUAAUGGGUCAUACUGAUGUCAACUUUUCCAGUUUGCAUUUCUGCUCACACCAACCCUGUUUUACAUGAAGCCAAUAGUAGAAAUUCUGUACAAAUGAUGGAUUUUAGACAGAUUACUAUCUCGCACCACAUGUACUGAUAAUUGACUAUUUUCCAAUUAGGAUUAGGUGUUUAAUGUUUACUCUUUGUUUCUUUAUCACAUAGUUUGUGGGGUUGGUGGUUGCUAUGCAACCCCCCCUCAUGGAAACCAAGAAUACAGACACAUUUCAAUUAGUUAAAUUUGUCUGUAAAGACAAACAAAACAAAAAAAAAAAAUCCAAAUUUAGCCCUCUUUUUACUGCCAUUGAGCUCUUUUUAUCAGUUGAUGUUUGAAUGCUGGAUUUGCUCCUACAAACUGGAGUAAAAUAUUUUCCAAGUCACCAUGAAUUCCAUUCUGAAGCUGUGGGACGUGGCUGAGGAGAAGCUGUGGUUGAGGAUAUUGGCAGCUAAAUAUGGGCUCCCCCAUUCUAUAAAGUUGGCUUUCCUUUCUCUUGUGCAUUCACCAUCAAUUAAUUACCACAUACAGCAUGUAUGUAUGUAUAUGUAUGUAUGUAUAUUAUUAUCACUGGGUCUUUGUACAUAGUGUAGAAAAAAUAUUUUUUUAAAUACUGUAAUUAAGGUAUAUCUUUUCUUUAAUUCUGAGUUGAGAUUUUUUCCAGAUGAUAUUUUGGGGUUUAUGUGUUGAUGUAGAAAAAAAAUGUACAAAUAAAUAAAGGAUUUUAGAGAUGA